UUUUGUUGUUUGGCAAUGUCAGCAACAAGCGCUGCUGGACAUCAGUCCCACCAGCCUUCAUCCUCAUCCUCUCAACAGGUCGACCCCGCCAUCGAGAAACUCGUUCGUGAAACCAAAUCGCUCAAGCAAAAGAUCGACCUUCUUGAAGCAGAAAAUAAAGCACUCAAAAAAUCACUUUUCGAGUUGUCCUAUAUCUACUCCUCACAGUUAGGACAAGAAAAGGCCCAUUGCUGUCAGGAUAUACAGAAGUGCCAUCGUUAUAGUAAUAAUCAUACCCAUCACCAACAGCAGCAACCACAACAAUAUGGACAUAAUAAUCAUCAUACAUCAGCAACAGCAACAGCAACAACGGACGAAGGAGAUUCAUCAGGAAAUAAUAGUAUAACAGGAAAGGGUACAAGCGCCAAUCCAAGUUCAGGUCAGAGCACAGUUGGCUUUCAGAAUGAUAUGGCUCAGCUUUUGGAUCAACUCCUCUCAAAUAUGACGAUUACACAACAAAAUCAAAACAAAGUCGAUGCAGGAACAACCAAUCCUAUCAGUAGCUCCGAUCCUACCCUACGAAAUGUAGAAACACAAUUCAAGAAUGCAGCAGAUCUGAUCAAGGCAGAAGAGGACAACGUGCGGCGGCUGAAUAUGGGCAAUAUCGUGUCGAGACAAGAUGGAUCUUCAAAAUCAGAUGGACGACAAUUCUACUUGAAAAACGACUUGAAGGGUCAUCAAGGAGCUGUCUAUGCUGUACAAUACUCUCCUAAUGGCAAAUUCCUCGCUACCGGCUCGUUUGAUAAGACUGUGAGGAUUUGGGAUGGCACAACGAAUCAAAAUGAGUUGUAUGUUCUCAAGGGGCAUGGACUCAAUAUAUCGGAUUUGGCAUGGGGAUAUGAUUCUACUGUUCUGCUUUCAGCUGCCUAUGAUAAGACCUGCAGGCUCUGGGAAGUCGAAUCAGGAAAACUUUUGGAUAAUUUUGACCACGAUGGCUUUGUACAGUGUGUACGAUUUCAUCCGCAAAAUAACAAUAUCUUCUUCAGUGGAACAACACGCAACCUAUUAAGCAUGAUUGACAUAAGGAGAGACAAUAGUGGCGCACCUGCUACGGCGAUCAAGAACGACACAAUGGUCAACUCAAUCUAUGUAUACCAUGACGGUCUGACCGUCAUAUCCGGAGAUUCUUCCGGAUAUCUGAAAACUUGGGACAUCAGGAUGGGUCGAGUAUUGCAAUCCAUUUUGAACGAGCCCACAAAAAAACCUAUUUCUCAUAUUGCAGUCUCAAAGCAGCGUGGAACUUUGGAUGGCAUUGAUAGCGUUGAGAAUGAAGAGCCGGAAUCCCGCUGGCUCGCUGUGAAUAGCUAUGACAAUGUAAUUCGAGUUUAUGAUAGGGGAUUCGAGCCACCAACGACAAUACCACGUCUCAUCCAUUCACUGAAGGGCUACAGGAAUAAACAUUGGCCUAUCAAAAGCGCCUUUUUCCAUGGACAAGAAUAUAUUGCUGGUGCGGCGACUAGACGGCCAGGAAAAGUGCGAGGUGCUGACGGAGAUGAAGAGCCCCAGUCGAUUCUUUCAGACAAAGAUAUGCCUCUAGAGUCUAGUCUAUUGCUUGCUUCAGGAAGCAUGGACCCAUACGUGUAUCUGUUUGAUGUUAGUGCAGGGGAUGGACAAUAUGAACUACUUCAAAAGCUGCCUGGACAUACGGAUCGGGUGUAUGAUGUGGACUUUCAUCCGAUUGAUCAUGUUCUCGCCUCAGGAUCCGCAGAUUUCACCGUUAAAGUUUGGGGUCGUGCCUCAAAGAGGAAGAAAUAAUCGUAGGAAGAAGAGCUCCAUAAAG
Messenger RNA from Lobosporangium transversale, 1819 nucleotides. RefSeq names its product WD40-repeat-containing domain protein. The record is from RefSeq and is a predicted model, not a curated record. Gene Ontology annotation, molecular function: protein binding. Lineage: Eukaryota; Fungi; Mortierellomycota; Mortierellomycetes; Mortierellales; Mortierellaceae. Bases 16 to 1794 code for a protein of 592 amino acids. The transcript has 6 exons.